GGGAUGUGAGGAAUGAGGAUUCGACCGCGAACCACAGGCUGAGUUGGACGUCCGUGGCCGAGGGAUUCUGAAAUCUUCUAGAAUUUUCGCGGUAUAGUAUAGUAUCUCACUACGAUUUAAAAUCUCAUCGUGCCGUUUGAAAUUGGGCCGUAUCAUAUCCGUCUGGGUGUAGGUCUUAUAAAGAAAAGAAGAAGUGAGGGGUGUGAGGUGUGAGCAUCCUCAUUUCUUGCAUCAGUAAUCAGUUACUUCGCAAUUCGCUGAAUUCGCAAUAUUCGCAUUGUCUGCCAUUGUUGGAGGACAUCGUUGUAUUCACAUAUAGAGUGUGGAAUAUCAGCGCAGCUCUUCAAAAGAAUUUGAAAUUUUUCUCAAGAUACUAACAAAAAACGAAACAUAUAUAAUGGAAGGGAAAGAAAUUUCUGACAAAAGACAAGUUGAGAAUAUUUUUGCUGACAAUGAGAUGUCUUCAGAAAAGAAGCAGGCAUCAUCAUUCUUAUCUUCGUAUACCAAGAGCUAUUCUAGCACACAGAUAGAAUCAAUUACAUUUGAGCAUUCAUGGAAAAUCGAUAAAUUUAGGCUAGUUUUUCAAGCUACAAAUAUAUUACGUUCUCCACGAUUUCCAGAAAACGGUGAAAACAUGAUUCAAGCGAAUGCUAUACUAGAAAGCGAAUGCUAUGCUAAAUCUAAAUUUGUAAAGGCGAUCCAACUUUACAUACGUACUAAUACAGCAUUUAUCGGUUCAUGUACUACUACUGUAAAAAAUGUCAAUUAUAAUAGCGAUUUAUCAAAAUCGAUUUCGGGUCAUAUGAAGGAUAUGACAUUAUUAAUAGAAAUUUCGAACCUUAACUAUAACGAGUUCAUCACAGCGUUAGAAAUACACUGCAAGUUUGAAAUUUGUCAAAGAGUAAUAAGUAAAUCUAUGCAUAUGAAUUUGCUACCAUUCUCAACAAUAUAUUCAAAAGAUGUAAAAUCUGAAGACUCAACACUUAACCAGUUUGAACCUGAGAAUAAGAACCCAAUCAAAUUUAUAAUAAGUGGAGAACAAUUUGUUAUACCAAAAACAAUGUUGUAUGCUACCAACAGUAACUACUUUAAGAAUAUCUGUCUUACAUACAAAGAAGACGAAAUAGAAUUGACAAAUGAAUUAAUGAGAAAUAAUGAGGUACAAGCUUUUAAAUACCUUUUGUUAUUUAUUUUAACUGGUUCAAUAAAAGAAAUACAAGUUAAUUAUGACAUGCUUAAAAAAUUGUUAACAAUAGCCAAUAAGUAUGAUGUAUCAGCUUUAAAAGUAAUGUGUGAACAUUAUUUGCUACAUUGUAUUACGAUUAGAAAUGCUGUGGAACUUAUACGAUUUGCGUUUUCGUCUAAUGCAAAAUUUUUAGAAACACAUUCGGCAGCUUUUAUUAAGUUUCAUUUAACAGAAAUCACGAAUACUAAAGAAUUUCGAAAUCUAUCGCAAAAAGAUUCAAGUAAGAUAAUGGAAUUGAGUGAGAAAAGUGAAAUACAUAAAACCAAAGCUCCAAAUGUUUUUUCGAUACAGGUCUGUGAGAAAUCACAUACCUCCACAAAACGUCCUAAAACACAUAUCUAAAAAAAAGUCUCUAGGACGUAAAGGACGUCUUUUGGAUGUUGUGCUGUUUGGGAUAUUAAUUUUACAUCGGCUCUUUUUUUAUAUAAUGCAGUCUUGGAUAAAUUUACAGAACUGAGAAAAAUAUUUUUCUCUAAUUAACAAAAUGUUCUUUUUUUUUUAAAUAUAUUACGAUUUCGAAAUUUUUAUGUAUUUUUUAUGUAAAUAAGUAUUAAUACAAAUUAAAAGUACAAUUUACGAUUUGAGCUUCUGAAUAAAACAUUAAUUAUAUUUAACAAU
Messenger RNA from Wasmannia auropunctata (little fire ant), 1864 nucleotides. RefSeq lists its product as uncharacterized. Gene Ontology annotation, cellular component: cytoplasm. Gene Ontology annotation, biological process: proteasome-mediated ubiquitin-dependent protein catabolic process; regulation of proteolysis. The record is from RefSeq and is a predicted model, not a curated record. Lineage: Eukaryota; Metazoa; Arthropoda; Insecta; Hymenoptera; Formicidae. Gene Ontology annotation, molecular function: ubiquitin protein ligase binding. The transcript is spliced from 3 exons. Bases 398 to 1588 code for a protein of 396 amino acids.